This is a messenger RNA of Diachasma alloeum, 1062 nucleotides long. RefSeq names its product rhomboid-related protein 2-like. Gene Ontology annotation, cellular component: membrane. The record is from RefSeq and is a predicted model, not a curated record. The transcript is spliced from 4 exons. Bases 1 to 1062 code for a protein of 353 amino acids. Gene Ontology annotation, molecular function: serine-type endopeptidase activity; calcium ion binding. Lineage: Eukaryota; Metazoa; Arthropoda; Insecta; Hymenoptera; Braconidae.
AUGGCUACUAGAUCGAGCCAAGAGGAGCACGAAGGCACUUCUCUUCAGCAUGAUGAUUCGAACUGGAAGCGGAUUUUCCAGGAAUAUGAUCUCAACGGUGAUGGCAAAAUCUCAUACAUUGAACUCAAGACAAUGGUCAGAGAUUCUGGUGGCAGUGAUGACAUUUCACCUUCAGUGAUGAGACUGACCAUGCACAAAGCUGACGUAGAUGAGUCAGGGUAUCUAGAAUACCCAGAAUUUAUGGCCAUGAUCCAUGAAAAAGAUAGACAGGGUGUCUUCCAGCGCCUCUUGAGUCGCUAUGUCGAUACAGUGGUCCCGAACAGGCCUCCGCUCACCCGUCAAUUGAGUACGAGGCCUUCACUGGACCUUCCUGACAAGCGAUACGAGAAGGAGUACAGUUUUCGACCCCCUCCACUAACUAUGAUCAUCAUAUCAAUUAUUGAAAUUAUUCUAUAUAUUUAUGAUAAACGGUAUGGUGGAGCUGGUGAGUUGUUCACUUAUCAACCCCAGAAGAGAUCCGAGGCAUGGAGAUAUCUGACUUACAUGUUUGUACACAAUGGAAUAAUUCAUUUAGUGGGGAAUUUACUAGUCCAGAUAUUGCUGGGAAUACCCUUGGAGAUGGUCCACAGAUGGUGGCGUGUGCUAAUCAUCUACUUUGCUGGAGUGAUAGCUGGCUCCCUUGGGACAUCAGUAGCACUUCCAAAUAGCUCCCUCAAUGGUGCAUCUGGUGGUGUUUACGCACUCAUGACAGCCCACCUUGCAGCAAUUAUAAUGAAUUGGCAGCAGAUGAAGUGGGCAGUAUUACAAUUACUUGGGUUCGGCGUUUUAGCGACUGUUCACAUACUCCCGAAUAUUUAUCAUCGUUACGUACUCCGCGAAACUAAAGACGUUGGGUAUGACGCACAUUUAGCAGGUGCCCUUGCAGGAUUGUUAGUUGGAAUUAAUGUUCUUCGUAAUCUCAAGGUGAAAAAGUGGGAAACGGUGAUUUGGUGGGUCAGCAUCCUUACUUACACUACUCUCACGACUGCUGCUAUACUCUGGAAUAUCUUUGGGAUGAAAUGA